UCGUUUCAAGCAGACGUUUUUCCCUCUCUCAGCAGUUAUAGUCUACCGUUGUGUGCGUUGUGCCGCUGUUGUUAAUGUUUGUUGGUCCAACGAGAAGAAGAAGAAGAAGAAGCAGAAGAAGAAUCGUAUAGCAAGAAGAAGCAAAAACAAACUGCGAUUGCAGCACAAAAACAACGAAGAGUUUUGACGAAAAAUUCCCAAGGAAGAAAACAUUUCGUUUCGAUCGAUAAGAAAAGACAGGAAGCUUCAAAAUGUCUCCAAAAGCGCUAAAUGUGCGCGUCACGACAAUGGACGCGGAACUGGAGUUCGCCAUCCAGUCGACGACGACGGGCAAACAAUUGUUUGACCAGGUGGUGAAGACGAUCGGCCUGCGGGAGGUUUGGUUCUUUGGACUCCAGUACACCGACUCAAAGGGCGACUCCACAUGGAUCAAGCUGUACAAAAAGCCUGAAUCGCCGGCCAUAAAGACCAUAAAAUAUUUAAAGCGUGUGAAGAAGUAUGUGGACAAAAAGACAGCCGACAGCAAUGGAGUGAAUCAGGCGGAGACGAGCGAAGAGGACGACGACGCCGAUGAUAUGACUGGAUCAAUGCCGUUUUCGACAUGGGUGAUGAACCAGGACGUGAAGAAGGAGAACCCCUUGCAGUUCAGAUUCCGUGCCAAAUUCUACCCCGAGGACGUGGCCGAGGAGCUGAUCCAGGACAUCACCCUGCGCCUGUUCUACCUGCAGGUGAAGAAUGCCAUACUGACCGACGAGAUCUAUUGUCCGCCGGAGACGUCCGUGCUGCUCGCCUCGUACGCCGUGCAGGCGCGUCACGGUGACCACAACAAGACCACCCACACAGCCGGCUUCCUGGCCAACGAUAGGCUGCUGCCGCAGCGCGUCAUCGACCAGCACAAGAUGUCCAAGGACGAGUGGGAGCAGUCGAUCAUGACCUGGUGGCAGGAGCACCGCAGCAUGCUGCGCGAGGACGCCAUGAUGGAGUAUCUGAAGAUCGCCCAGGACCUGGAGAUGUACGGCGUCAAUUACUUUGAGAUCCGCAACAAGAAGGGCACGGAUCUCUGGCUGGGCGUGGACGCCCUGGGCCUGAACAUUUACGAGCAGGACGACAGGCUGACGCCGAAGAUUGGCUUCCCGUGGUCCGAGAUCCGCAACAUCUCCUUCUCGGAGAAGAAGUUCAUCAUCAAGCCGAUCGACAAGAAGGCGCCGGACUUUAUGUUCUUCGCGCCACGCGUCCGCAUCAACAAGCGCAUCCUGGCCCUCUGCAUGGGCAACCACGAGCUGUACAUGCGUCGCCGCAAGCCGGACACCAUCGAUGUGCAGCAGAUGAAGGCGCAGGCGCGCGAGGAGAAGAAUGCCAAACAGCAGGAGCGUGAGAAGCUGCAGCUGGCGCUGGCCGCACGCGAACGCGCUGAAAAGAAGCAGCAGGAGUACGAGGAUCGGCUGAAGCAGAUGCAGGAGGACAUGGAACGUUCGCAGCGCGACCUCCUGGAGGCCCAGGACAUGAUCCGUCGUCUGGAGGAGCAGCUCAAGCAGCUGCAGGCCGCCAAGGACGAGCUGGAGCUGCGCCAGAAGGAGCUGCAGGCGAUGCUGCAGCGCCUGGAGGAGGCCAAGAACAUGGAGGCCGUCGAGAAGCUCAAGCUCGAGGAGGAGAUCAUGGCCAAGCAGAUGGAGGUGCAGCGCAUCCAGGACGAGGUCAACGCCAAGGACGAGGAGACCAAGCGCCUGCAGGACGAGGUGGAGGACGCCCGACGCAAGCAGGUCAUUGCGGCCGAAGCCGCCGCCGCUCUGCUGGCCGCGUCGACAACGCCGCAGCACCACCACGUGGCCGAGGAUGAGAACGAGAACGAGGAGGAGCUGACGAACGGCGACGCCGGUGGCGAUGUGUCGCGCGACCUGGACACCGACGAGCAUAUCAAGGACCCCAUCGAGGACAGACGCACGCUGGCCGAGCGCAACGAGCGCUUGCACGAUCAGCUUAAGGCUCUGAAACAGGAUCUGGCGCAGUCUCGCGACGAGACGAAAGAGACGGCAAACGACAAGAUCCAUCGCGAGAACGUUCGCCAGGGACGUGACAAGUACAAGACGCUCCGCGAGAUCCGCAAGGGUAACACAAAGCGUCGUGUCGAUCAGUUCGAGAACAUGUAAAGCUAUAGUCUUCAGACUAAAGAAAGAUCGAUAUAGCGAGCGAGAGCUAGAGCGAGAGGGAGGGAGCCGAGUCUCCAGAAAGAAAAAGAGAAAGAUAUAACUACAACAAGAGAAGAUAAUAAUAAUGAUGAUGAUGAGAUGAGAUGAUGAAGAAGCAACAAAUAUAAUUCCGGUCGCUGGCAAAGCCUAUCCCCCCAGCGACGUCCCUUUUCUACCCACAAGAACUUCCUGCCUCCUAAGUGAAUUGAAGAGAUCCACAAGUUUAAUAUAUAUAUAUAUAUCGUUUGACCGCCGUUUUGUCUCUGAGCUUGUAUAGAGGAAUCAAGAAAACCAAGAAAUCGAAGUAAAAUUCAGCCAGACACACACUGAAAGCGACAAAUACGGCCAGGACCAGAUCUGUAAGGACAAUCAGCAAAUGAAAGGAUCUAGCUAUCGGAAAAAUGUCAAGAUCCCCCAACAGAAACAAUAGAUAAAGUACAUUUCUCCUUUUCCCAAUGGAUUCAUAGAGAAAACGGAACGAAUAGUAAUAGAUAUUGAAAAACACCAACAACAACAAAACAGCUACUACAACAAAACAACAAACUAUUUGCAUUUUCCCCCGUUAUAAUUAUUAUUUUUAUUAUUAUAUAAUUACUAUUUUUUUUUAAAUUUGUAUAAUUAAAUAAGAACUUGAUUAAUUGUUUCUUAAAUUAACUUGAGAGAGAGCAACAAACAAAA
Drosophila suzukii is the source of this 2864-nucleotide messenger RNA. It is a transcript of the gene Moe, whose product is annotated as moesin. Gene Ontology annotation, cellular component: apical part of cell; adherens junction; microvillus. The record is from RefSeq and is a predicted model, not a curated record. Gene Ontology annotation, molecular function: actin binding; cell adhesion molecule binding. Lineage: Eukaryota; Metazoa; Arthropoda; Insecta; Diptera; Drosophilidae. Gene Ontology annotation, biological process: positive regulation of protein localization to early endosome; positive regulation of early endosome to late endosome transport; regulation of cell shape.